AUGAAUAACACAAGCAAGAGCGAACAGGUGAAGGAGAACAAGGAAGGGAGCGGCUCCAACACGACGAAAACCCUGUGGGUAGGGGACCUAGACAAAAUAAAAGACGAAGUGGUCGAUGAGAACUAUAUCCUAUACUGCAUGUUUUACGAAUUUGCCGAAGAUAUAAUAAAAGUAAAAUUAUGCAAGGAGAAAAAUUCCCAAAAAUAUUCCUAUGCAUUUAUAGAAUUCACCAAUUUUGACAUCGCCAAAUAUUGCUUUGAUAAUUUAAACGGCAAGUGGAUACCUGGAAGGAUACACAAGUUCAAAUUGAACUGGGCCAAAUACAAUGUGAGCGAUAAUGUUAAUACGAGUGAGAAGAGCCUAGACGUUGAGUUGGAUGAUAAGGGCACAUAUUCUAUAUACGUUGGGGGUCUACCCAAAGGAACAACAAAGGAAGAAAUUGAAACGCUGUUUUCCCGCUUUUACUCCAGUAUCUGCUUCGUUAAGAUGAUUAAAAAUACGCAAAAAAAUCAAAACAAAAUAUACUGCUUUAUUCAUUUUUUUAACCACGAUGAAUGUAUUCGAGCUUUAACCGAAAUGGAUGGCCAUGAUUUUAAGGGCUGUAAAAUUAAGGUGAGCAAAUCCAAUGGGGUAAAAAUUGGCAAGGGAGGCGGAGAGGGAAACAAUUACUACUACAAAAAUAACAACUACCAAAUGCACAUGAACAGCUUGAAAGGCAUGAACAUGGGGAACUACAAUGUGGGCGCGUAUGGUGGUAACUAUGCCCAGGGAGGCUACACGCAGGGGAACUACCCACAGGGCAGUUACAACCAGGCAGGCUACCCACAGGCGAACUACAACCAAGCCAACUACAACGCGCACAGCGGUGGCGGAAGUGGUGCCAACAACAACAGCAAUGGAGCGACCAGCAACAACAACCCCCCAAACAGUGCCAGCAACAGUAGUAAGGUAGCGAACAACCAGGCGGAUGAGGAAGAAAAUAAGAACGUCACUGCAGCGGGGGUAGCAGCGCCUACCGGGGUGCCCACUGGAGGAGAUCCCAACAAAAACUACUACAUGUACUACCACAAUGUGAAUAGCGAACUGAACAACCCUUAUAAGGUAAACUACUACGACCACCUAAGCUCCAAUGUUACCUCCUACCCUGCGUACAGCACCACAGCAAACCAUGGGACGACUAGCCUCUCUUAUAAUUCAAACAGCUACGGCAGUGAGAUGAACUACUACACUGGCCAAAUGACUCAAAUGACGCAACUGGCACAAAUGGCGCAAAUGAGCAACUACGGAAAUGAUGUCAAUCACACGAGUAACUUCCCCGGGAGCAAUGGCCAAGUGAGCAACUACACCUCAGAAUUUAAUUGCAUCACUAAUUAUAACCUCACCCCAGGAAAGGAGGAUGAACAGAAUCUUAUGAAUUACAGAAUGGCGAACGUUAAUUAUGCUUCUGCUGUUAACGAGCAUGCGGAUGAGGGCGUGAAAAACAUGGCCCAUGAAAAAAAGGAAGGAAAUGGGAACCUAAAAAAUGAAGGCAUCUCAGCCGAAGUUAAUAUAAUGAACCAUAUGACGAAAAAAAACCAACUGAUGGAAGGGAACCCAAACAGCAUGAACCACGCCUACGGGCUAAACUUUUACAACCGCCCCUGCCCAAACGAGUACAGUAACAGUGCCUUCAACCCUAUGGGUCUUAACAAGAGUAACACGCAUGACGAAAUUAACUACAAUGGCAGCAUGGGGAAUUGUCACCCCAACGAGAUGAGCGAGAUGAGCGGCGCGAAUAAUUAUUACUAUGAUGGGGACGCCCAGAACAUCAAGGGAAGAAGCAACCACGGCAGAGGCAGCCACAAGGAGAAAAACAAUAACCGAAAUCAUAGCAACACUAACAAUAGCACGAACAAUGGAAGUGUAGACAAUAACGAGACGAUUGACAAUGAGCAGAGUGUUCAUAACAAUGACAUCGUCGAUAACGACCGCAGUGAUGGUAAGGAUGAUAGUAACGAUGAGGAUAAUAAAUGA
Molecule: messenger RNA, 2013 nt
Organism: Plasmodium vivax (malaria parasite P. vivax)
Lineage: Eukaryota; Apicomplexa; Aconoidasida; Haemosporida; Plasmodiidae
Product: RNA binding function, putative
Exons: 1
Coding region: 1-2013 (670 amino acids)
Cellular component (GO): cytosol
Molecular function (GO): mRNA binding
Source: RefSeq, a predicted model, not a curated record